Cladocopium goreaui is the source of this 894-nucleotide messenger RNA. The record is from the annotation of a GenBank genome assembly. Lineage: Eukaryota; Dinophyceae; Suessiales; Symbiodiniaceae.
AUGCGCCGUGCUAUCUACAAGGAUGCCAAACCUGAACUUGUGGCAAAGUUCUCGUUGUGUUCGGACAAAGAACGGUUUCAGAUGUUGAAAUCAUGGGUCCAAAACCAAGACCUGGGAGAGAUCGAGAUCGAAGAAAAGUAUGUCUCCUGGGUGCGUUCCUUGCGCACAGACCGCUAUGUGACAGUGACAGUUUUCCAGCUGGAGAAAAUGUUCGGGAAGUCUCAGGAGGCCAAAGAAUUCAUAGCGGAGUUGUGCCGCGGUCAGCAAGGGGUGCCGCACCCACAGGCCCCGUCGAGCAAGAAAGCCAGAAUGUUCAAAGUCUUGCGGGAGGUAAUGGAAGAAAACACAACUGGCUCUGACUAUACCUCCUCAGCGAGUCUUUCUGGAAGAGUCCGAGAUGGGGGUGCCAAGCAAUUGCUUGCCAAACAGCUUCAGGGGGUGGAUGGGUCCAUGCCAGCUUUCAUGGACCUUACAACUGGUGCAAUUCGUUCAAAGAAACCGAAGAAAGAAAAGAGCCCCCAAGAGGAAGCACAGAUUGAGAUAAAGAAGGUGAAUAAAAAGUUCAAGCAGCUGAUCAAUGAAAUUCCCAAGUUGGUUUCUGAUCUCCAAGUACACAAUGUGAGGAACUGCACAGAGCUGGUAGAUGCCCUUCGGAAGCAUGAAGGUGAAGCUCUUGCUGGAUUUACUCGCACUGACAACUUGUUGAAGAUUCCAGUGUCCGAUUUGGACCCCAUGAGUGUGAUGUCCGAUCUGGCAUCCGAGAAAGAUACGGCAAAGGUCAUUGUUGGUGAUGUCUCGGACGGCAAACGCCGUUUGAAUGCUGCGAAGGGCCCCAAGCCUAAGAAACCUAAGGCUCCUGCCCCUGAUGAUGAGGAUGAGUCAGAACUUGAGUGA